Acipenser ruthenus (sterlet) is the source of this 1613-nucleotide messenger RNA. RefSeq names its product cocaine- and amphetamine-regulated transcript protein-like. The record is from RefSeq and is a predicted model, not a curated record. The transcript is spliced from 3 exons. NCBI's taxonomy places the organism in Eukaryota, Metazoa, Chordata, Actinopteri, Acipenseriformes, Acipenseridae. The coding region runs from base 142 to 579 and encodes 145 amino acids. Gene Ontology annotation, biological process: G protein-coupled receptor signaling pathway; positive regulation of MAPK cascade; negative regulation of appetite. Gene Ontology annotation, molecular function: neuropeptide hormone activity.
GUUUGUGUGUGUGUGUGUAUCAGAAAGAUCUAGCCAGGAGACACGAUGACAAACACGGGUUGUUAAAGACAAGUGUCUAAAAAGAAAAUCAAUACACCAAUCUCAUCACUCGGAAUUGGGACGUAAAUAUUUCAACAGGUGAUGUCAGCGCAGUAUAUAAAGUGGAGGUCCGGGCGAGUGUUCCAUAGAACAUUGAGAAGCACAGAAACUCUCUUCGAACGUUCUCGGUUGCAAGUGAACUCCACGACUUCUUUCAGCACCAUGGUCAGCAGCCGCCUACUCCUGCUAUGCAUCACCUGCUCUGUCCUGUUUGUGCUGGUCUACUGCGAGGAGGCUGUGGAAGUCCGGUCCAUAGACUCUAACAAAAGCCAAGAAGAGAAAGAACUGAUUGAAGCGCUGCAAGAAGUUCUGGAAAAGCUGAAGAGCAAGAGACUGCCGUCUGCAGAGAAGAAGCUGGGCUGGGUCCCGUCGUGUGAUGCGGGAGAGCAGUGCGCAGUUCGGAAGGGCUCCAGGAUUGGAAAGCUGUGUAACUGCCCGAGAGGAACGUCCUGCAACUUCUACAUCCUCAAGUGUUUAUAGAGAUGGAUUGGGCGGGAGUGUGUGUGCGUGUGCGUGUACGUGUGUGAGAGAGUGAGGCUGACUCAGAGACGUGGUCACAGCAGCAAGCACCUCUGGCUCGCCUCUCAUCCUCACAGAAAGCGACAGGAAGACUGUCGUUGAUCCCCAUCCAAAAGGCACUUUUUGUUAUAUUUAUUCUGUACAAAAAAUAAAUAAAUAAAAGAAAAUAAAAAGUGAAACGCCCGCCUCCUGCCUGUGCUGCCUCACAGGGCAAUGCGCUGUAUAAUAAAAGUUUGUUUUUGCAUAAAUGCAGCGUCCCCACCCCCAUUGUGAUGGUAUAGAUUAGGGGUCCAUACGGGGACCCGGAGCCUGGAUUCGAACCCACAACGCACAACCAGAAAGCGCUACUCAGUGUGUCCAAUAUACAAAAUGAAACAACAUCACCGGUUCAGUAAUGAAGGGGUUACGUUGUAUGUUAGUGUAGAGAGAGAUUAUCACAGAGAUUAAUCACAGAGAUUGUUAUUUGGCACAACAGUCGAGUGAAGUCCAUGCGAUUGGUACAAUACUUUGAACUGUAACAAGCGGGUUAGUGCCUCGUGUUGGAGCCUUGAAUGCAUACAGAUUUAGACCACCGUGCAAACCAAAUUGUUAAGUUAUAUUGCAGGUGGAAUUUGGUUUUGAACGUCUGCUUUGCAAAUCGACGCGCCAAUACAAGUCUGUUUCCGACUUCAAAUUCAAUUUCUAUACCCACAGCAUGCAGACCUAGAAUAUAAAACAGCGCGGCCAAUCGGUCACUCGAAUAAUGACGUAGCCCGAGUGAUGACGUAGCACGAAAUGAAUUCCAUUUCGAACUCAGUAAUGAAAUACGUCUGGCAGUGGCUGGGCUGGGAUAUAAACGCUUUCGGGAUAUAUAGGAUACUGUAAAUUACAUUAAUCAGUAACACAUCAUGUUGCAGACCCUGUGCAAACAAUAGAAUCUAUACUGUGUGUGUGAGUGAGUGCGUGCGUGUGUGUGAUCCUAGUGAAAUGUGUAAUGUGGUUGAUCCCGAUGUUGU